AUGAAGUGCCGUAACGUUGAAACGUGUAUUUAUCCAUUACAAAUAGCAAUAGGUGUAACGCUGUUUGUCCGCUGUUAAUUAUCUACAUCUGCUACACCGUAUCUUACCCUCGUUCGAUUUAAGUGUGCAUUAUUUCUUGUCUGAGUGUUAUUAUAUCGGGGGAAACGAGCGAAAAAAAUACCCUGUUCUUAAUAAAUUCUUAUUCUUUUCCUUCCUGGUAAUUUUAGUAUGAACUCAUCGUUCAUACCCAGCGAAACCAGCUUUCCUAAUUUCGACGAAACACCGUUCUUUUAACCGUAAACCGUUUAAUUUAAUGGACAUAGCGGUAUAAGUUGUUGAUUUACAUAUAUUCAAGCUGCCAAGUUUAAACGUGAAUUUCUCAUUUUAAUUUCGAAACGAUCGAUUCACAGACGUGGUAGACGAUCAGACACCAGCGUCUUCAUUCUGGACUCCAACGAUCAAGACGGGCAACAUUUUCACCGACGACAGCACUAAUUUUUUCCCCUCGAGUCACGGCUUGGUGCAGACCCAUCCGACUGGUAACGUAUUCCGGAGCGGUUUCGGCGGAAUCGACAAUCUUGGUAGUCGGGGGGUCACUGUCAGACCACCGAGGACGAGACCCCUCGACUACAGCGAACGAUCCACGGCCGAGUUACGACGAAAUCCGGCGCUCUCCUCGCCGGACGAGUGCGCCAGAGCUUGCCGGGAGAACGAACCUCCUAGGAUAUGCUAUUACCACUUCACCCUCGAGUACUACACCGUACUUGGAGCCGCGUGCCAAAUAUGCACCCCGAAUGCAACCAACGUCGUCUGGAGUGACUGCCAAUGCGUGUUAGCGGACGGCGUGGAACGAGGUAUUUUAACAGCGAACAGAAUGGUUCCCGGCCCAAGCAUUCAAGUUUGUCAAAAUGAUAAAGUCGUGGUCGACGUGGAGAAUCACAUCGAAGGUAUGGAAGUUACCAUUCAUUGGCACGGUGUAUGGCAAAGAGGAACCCAGUACUACGAUGGUGUACCAUUUGUAACGCAAUGCCCAAUACAAGAAGGCAGCACGUUCAGAUAUCAAUGGAUAGCUGGAAACGAAGGCACACAUUUCUGGCACGCUCACACAGGAUUGCAGAAAAUAGACGGUCUCUACGGAAGUAUCGUGAUACGUCAACCGCCGAGCAAAGAUCCCAACAGCAACCUUUACGAUUACGAUCUGACUACCCAUGUCAUCCUUAUUAGCGACUGGUUCCAUGAGAACGCGGCCGAGCGUUUCCCUGGUCGUCUAGCAGUUAACACCGGUCAAGCGCCUGAAAGUGUAUUGAUCAACGGAAAGGGACAAUUCAGGGAUCCAAACACCGGUUUCAUGACGAAUACACCUCUGGAGGUAUUCACCAUAACUCCCGGCCGCCGUUAUCGUUUCCGACUGAUCAACUCUUUCGGAUCGGUCUGUCCGUCGCAGAUCACGUUUGAAGGUCACACCCUUACCAUAAUCGCAACCGACGGCGAAGCAGUGCAACCGGUCUCCGUGGACACGAUCAUC
Molecule: messenger RNA, 1525 nt
Organism: Heterotrigona itama
Lineage: Eukaryota; Metazoa; Arthropoda; Insecta; Hymenoptera; Apidae
Source: the annotation of a GenBank genome assembly